CGGAGACAGGCGCAGCGGCCGCAGUGGCGGGGGACCGGAUCGCUGUGGCUCGGGCGGCGGCCGUCCGGCCCAGCUCCGGCCCCUGCCGGGGCGAUGCUCCCCGAGGCCGCGGGAUGAGUCAGUGACUCGGCGGCUGGCCUGGGCAUGGCGGACCCGGUGGCAGGCAUUGCAAGCUCGGCAGCCAAGAGUGUGAGGCCAUUCCGCUCCAGUGAGGCCUAUGUGGAGGCCAUGAAGGAGGACCUGGCCGAGUGGCUCAACGCCUUGUACGACCUGGGUCUGCCCGGUGGUGGUGAUGGCUUCCUGAUGGGGCUGGCCACAGGCACCACUCUGUGCCAACAUGCCAACGCUGUCACUGAGGCUGCCCGUGCUUUGGCUGCUGCCCGCCCAGCUCGAGGUGUGGCUUUCCAGGCUCACAGCGUGGCGCCCGGCUCCUUCAUGGCCCGAGACAACGUGGCCACCUUCAUCGGCUGGUGCCGAACGGAGCUGGGUGUGCCCGAAGUGCUCAUGUUUGAGACUGAGGACUUGGUGCUGCGGAAGAACGAGAAGAGCGUGGUGCUCUGCCUGCUGGAGGUGGCUCGGCGCGGGGCCCGCCUUGGCUUGCUUGCCCCUCGCCUCGUGCAGUUUGAACAGGAGAUUGAGCAGGAGCUGCGUGCGGCGCCCUUGGCCCCCAGUGCCCCCAAUGCCCCCACUGCUGAGGGGGACACCUCCGAAGCUGCUGCUGCCGCCCCAGGGGUUCCCACACGUGGGCCCCGCAUGACACCAAUGGACCUCCGCAACCUUGACGAACUGGUGAGGGAGAUCCUGGGCUGCUGCACCUGCCCAGACCAAUUCCCCAUGAUCAAGGUCUCGGAGGGGAAGUACCGCGUGGGAGACUCCAGCCUGCUUAUCUUUGUACGGGUGCUGAGGAGCCACGUAAUGGUUCGAGUGGGUGGCGGCUGGGACACCCUGGAGCACUACCUGGACAAGCAUGACCCGUGCCGCUGCUCCUCCACAGCCCACCGCCCCCCCCAGCCAAGGACCCGAACCUUCUCCCCCCAGAGGGGGUCACCCACUCCCAGCCCCCGAGCAGGUAGCCCAUCCCCAGGGGGUGAGCGGCGAGGCUCCCGGCCAGAGGUGACACCUAGUAGCUUACGAAGCUCAAAGGAGGGGCCCGAAACCUCACUCAGAGCCCGGGAUCAGCUGCCCCCCCAUCCCCGCUCCCGACGCUACUCUGGGGACAGCGACUCUUCAGCCUCCUCAGCCCAGAGCGGCCCACUUGGUGCCCGAAGUGAUGACUCAAGCACUGGCCCCCGGAGGGAGCGGCCUGGCCGGCGGCUGACCACAGGCACCCCAGCCUCCCCGAGACGACCCUCUGCCCCUCGCAGCCAGUCCCGAGACCAGCUAGAUCAGCUAGAUCGGGGGCGGCCGCGGGAGGCCCCAGGAGGCAGGAGAACCCAGCUGUCAACCCCUAGCCCUGCCCGAAGGGCCCGGAGCCAGAACCGCGAGGAGCAUGCUGUGCUGCUUGUGCGUAGGGACCGAGAUGGGCAGCACUCGUGGGUGCCACGGGGUAGGGGCGGCGGGGGCUCCGGUAGGAGCAGCCCCCACACUCCCCGUGCCUGCAGCCCCGCGGCCCCCCGGCCUCCCCGGGUCUCCAGCCCCAGUCCAGAGCUGGGCACCACUCCGGCCAGUGUCUUCCGCACCCCCCUGCAGCUUGAUCCACAGCAUGAACAGCAGUUGUUCAGGCGCCUGGAAGAGGAGUUCCUGGCCAACGCCCGAGCCCUUGAGGCUGCUGCUGGUGGAAUCCCCACUGGACCAGCCCCUGACCUGGCUCGGGCCCCAGACCCUCCAGCUCCUGACUCAGCCUACUGUUCCACCAGCUCCUCCUCUUCAUCCCUCAGCAUCCUGGGUGGCAAAUGUGGCCAACCGGGGGACUCUGGCCGGUUGGCCAAUGGGCUGCCUGGAUGCCGAGGUCCAGCCCUUUCCAGCUCUUCCGAUGAAGGUAGCCCCUGCCUUGCUGUGGGGGGGCUACCAGAUACAUCUGGGAGCCACCUGGCUGGGCCUGAGCCCCCGAGGACCUGGGCGCGGGGCCGGAUAGACACACAGCCAGACCGAAAACCCUCACGAAUCCCCACACCCAGGGGCCCCCGCCGCCCAUCUGCACCCACGGUGCCUGGGGCCUGGCAUGCCUUGCACUCGGUCAGCCCAAGGGCUGAGCCAGAUUCCUGGAUGUGAUGGACCAGCCCAGCUGCCCCCCAGGCCCCCUUCCGCCUCCUCUUCCUUUGUGGCCUUAACCCCUCUGCAUCAGGGAACACCCCCUACCCUGCGCCUCUUGGGUACCAGACCUCAUGGGACCAGACCCCUUAGGACCACAUGGCACAAUGGGACCUCUGUUGUACAUUCCGAUUGGGGGAUCAGCAUUGCUAUUUAAUUACUAAUAUUAUUGAAUGCCUUAGAGGAGGCUGGGCCAGCUCAGUGAGGACCCGUCCUGAGGUCCUGUGGCCCUGCAGAGCCUGACAGUAAAGUUUUGUU
Molecule: messenger RNA, 2508 nt
Organism: Pteronotus mesoamericanus
Lineage: Eukaryota; Metazoa; Chordata; Mammalia; Chiroptera; Mormoopidae
Gene: GAS2L1
Product: growth arrest specific 2 like 1
Exons: 6
Coding region: 145-2211 (688 amino acids)
Biological process (GO): microtubule bundle formation; actin crosslink formation; regulation of microtubule polymerization or depolymerization
Cellular component (GO): actin filament; cytoplasm; stress fiber
Molecular function (GO): microtubule binding; cytoskeletal adaptor activity; actin filament binding
Source: RefSeq, a predicted model, not a curated record